AUGCAUCUGUUUCACGAUGGAAACACCUACACUCCAAAUGAGCGACCCUACCCAGGGCAGCGGUCUCGAACGUGGAAAUGCUCGUUGUACUACCGGCUCAAGUAUCGCGCCCGCAUUGUCACCAGUGAAGCCGAUGGGCUACCCAAGCUGCGGGCGGUGGUUGCAGAACAUACCCACUCGAAAGUGUUCCCCAAUUUAACGCAUAAAUUUCGCAACAUUGUUUUCAUAGUGAAUAACGUGGGUGGCCUUCAGCUAUGCGUAGAUGGGUAUCCCUUCAUCCGAUCGAGGACAACAGACGAAGUUCAGUAUUGGACGUGUAACCAACGAAAACGGCUAGGCUGUCCGGUUCGUGCCUCCGUACGUCGUCGAGAGAAAGGAAAAAAACCACUGGUCAAGCUGAGUGGAUGUCACAACCAUCUGAUCAUCACGGAGCUGAAACGAAGAUAUGCCGGAGCACAGCUCGAGUACCGAGGCGGAGACGUGACGUUUUCGCCGAGCUGCCGCGGUAUGCCAAAAAUGACUCUGGAAGGGUACGUCUACAUUCGGAACGCUGGAAAUGCUACCAAGACGUACUGGCUUUGCGAGCGUGGAAAGCGAUUCAAGUGUCGCGCCCUCAAACGAAGAUAUGUCGGAGCCCAGAUCGAGUACCGAGGCAGAGGCGUGACGUUUUCGAUCAGACGAGGUCGUCGUUGUAUGCCCAAAAUGACGCUGGAAGGGUACGUGUACAGACGGAAUGCUGGCAAUGCUAUCAAAACGUACUGGCGUUGCGAGCGUGAAAAGCGAUUCAAGUGUCGCGCCCGUGCGAUAACGUACCAAGGCACAGGGCGCAUCACCAUCAACGAACACUCCCACAAUCACAUGCCGGGAUUUUAG
Messenger RNA from Aedes albopictus (Asian tiger mosquito), 873 nucleotides. Its product is annotated as FLYWCH-type zinc finger-containing protein 1-like. The transcript is spliced from 5 exons. The coding region runs from base 1 to 873 and encodes 290 amino acids. The record is from RefSeq and is a predicted model, not a curated record. NCBI's taxonomy places the organism in Eukaryota, Metazoa, Arthropoda, Insecta, Diptera, Culicidae.